ACACGUUUUAAUUAUCACUGAAAUGAAAUAAAAGAAAAUGAUUUCGAUCAAGUUAACUUUGCUGAUUUUUACAAUUCUCGCCUCUAAAGGUUUAUCUGAGGAAGGCGAUGGGAUUUUCGAUCAAAUUACAGAGGCCAUAGAGAAGCUGAAGAGUUUGAUUCAGAACGCUAUUAAUAAAGCACUGCAAGCUCUCAACGAUAUGUUCUUGAAACUUUUGAAGUUGCCUUUCGAAUUGUUGGAACAAGCAAUAGAGAAGUUGAUCGAGAUGAUAGACAAGGCGAAGCAAGAUAUUGCUAAGCUCUUGGAGAAGGCUGAAGAGAUGGGUGUGGAUGCAUCGGAAUGCGUGAAGAGUUCUGACUCUAGUUUAAUUGUUACCAUGACUGAAACUAUAGCGCAGCUAACAGUAUGCGUCACAGAUAAACUUUGCGAAGCUAAGGAUAUGAUGAAGAAAACUAUUUCCGACAUAAAACGAUAUAUCGAGACGAUAGAUGAGAUUCAGAUGAAGAUCGCCGAAUGCGGAUCAGGUCUUGGAGCUGUUAAAUGUUUGACAGGAGUUCUUGCGGAAAUAAUCAAGUUGUCAACAAGUUUACCAUUAGAGAUUGCGAAACAGGUGAAGCAGAUUACUGAAUUGAUGAAGACAGUGCAGACGGCGAUGAUUAACUGCGAGGUACAAGCAAUAUUCAAGGCCACCGCUGAAAUUGGUGCUAUGGUAUUCGAAGUGGGAAAAUGCGUUAGUGAAAAAGUCAAAGAAUCAGAAACACUUAUUUGA
This is a messenger RNA of Nicrophorus vespilloides, 769 nucleotides long. RefSeq lists its product as uncharacterized. The record is from RefSeq and is a predicted model, not a curated record. Lineage: Eukaryota; Metazoa; Arthropoda; Insecta; Coleoptera; Silphidae. The transcript has 2 exons. The coding region runs from base 38 to 769 and encodes 243 amino acids.